AUGAAGUUCACUCUCCAGUCCGCCGUCCUCGCCCUCGCCUUCGCUCUUCAGGCGAGCGCUGUUGCUGUCGAGGACCCCUCCAUGACCGCCGUCCGCCGCAACACCCUCCUCAUGGAGCGUCAGGGCGCCAACGCCAACCGCCCCGUCCCCAACGGCGCCUGCUGCGUCGCCAACACCAGUCUGAAGCAGGAUGUCUGCAACGUCAACGGCCAGACCGGUCGCUGCGUCCCUGAUAACAUCAACAACUGCGGUGCCACGUUGACCUGCAUCGAGGACAGCAGACUGAGCUGCGACCCCAACACCCUCGAGCGCGGCCGCCCCCUCUGCCGCCGUCGCCAGGGUGCGUAA
Molecule: messenger RNA, 348 nt
Organism: Colletotrichum spaethianum
Lineage: Eukaryota; Fungi; Ascomycota; Sordariomycetes; Glomerellales; Glomerellaceae
Exons: 2
Coding region: 1-348 (115 amino acids)
Source: RefSeq, a predicted model, not a curated record